Messenger RNA from Spirometra erinaceieuropaei, 243 nucleotides. The record is from the annotation of a GenBank genome assembly. Lineage: Eukaryota; Metazoa; Platyhelminthes; Cestoda; Diphyllobothriidea; Diphyllobothriidae.
AUGGUUGCACUCAGUGAGGCCCGGUUACCCGAACAGGGUCAACUGGAGGAGGUAGGUGCCGGCUACACCCUGUUCUGGAGCAGUUGUCCCAGGGCAGAGCGACGGGACACGGGCGUCGCCCUUGACAUCCGGAACGACAUCGUGGGACGAUUGCCCUAUCUGCCGCAGGGUAUCCACGAUCACCUAAUGAGCCUACGCCUUCCUCUUCGGGAACCCAACCUCGUCACUAUCGUCACUGUCUAA